AUGACUCGAAAUCACAGAGCCCUUCUUCUUCUAAGCUUAGCUGCACUCUACACCGGCGCUACGGCUGCCGGCGCGGCGGCUCGGCCACGCGGUGUUGGUCCUGAAUUCGCUAAAUUCUAUAAGGAUUCCUCGACCUUUACAUGUAUAUCCAACCCGUCUAUUACGAUUGCAUAUUCCGCCGUUAAUGACGACUAUUGCGAUUGCCCCGACGGUAGUGACGAGCCCGGAACUUCAGCCUGCUCCUUUAUAUCAAACUUCUCUCCUUCGUUUAUAUCUGAUCCGGGAGACGAGAAGAGCAAUCGAACUCCAGCGCUCCCUGGGUUCUAUUGCAAAAACAAGGGACACAAACCCUCCUACGUACCCUUUCAACGGGUAAACGAUGGAGUAUGCGAUUACGAUUUAUGCUGCGAUGGAAGUGAUGAGUGGGCACAUCCAGGGGGAAUAAAGUGUGAAAACAAAUGUAAAGAGAUUGGAAAAGAAUGGAGGAAGAAAGAAGAGUCAAAGCAGAAAUCACUCAAUGCUGCGAUGAAAAAACGAAGAGAUCUUGUUCAGGCAGCCUCCAAGUUAAAAAAAGAGACAGAGGAUCGGGUUAAGGACUUGGAGGUAGAGGUCAAGGCGUCGAAAAUCAAAGUUAGGGAGCUGGAGAAAGAGGUCGAGAAGGUAUUCGCCAGAGAUAGGGGAAAGAUUGUCAAGGGAAAAAAACAGGGCAAAGUCAAUGUUCUUGCAGGGCUUGCAAGGGAUCGCGUGGAAGAAUUGCGAACGUCGUUGGUAGAUGUGCGCUUUCAAAAAGAACAGCUUGAAACCCGGUUGACUGAGUUGGAGGGCUUGUUGUCCAAAUUCAAAGACGAAUACAACCCCAACUUCAAUGAUGAAGGCGUCAAACGUGCGGUGAGAAGUUGGGAAGAUUAUGUUGCCAAAGACCACAGUGAUAUGGCGCCACCCCACCAGGACCUUGACGAAUUAACCAAACCCGAUGGUCCUGAUUCUGGUAUCAACUGGGAACAGUGGGAGAAUGAACAGGACGAGUCGGGGAUGUCUCUCAUCUACAAAGUGGCAGCGUACUUGCCGCCAUCCCUAGUCAACUACAUGGAGGAUAAACUGGCAGAAUUCAGAUCACUCCUGAUUUCGAAUGGUAUCCUUGCCGAACCAGACACUGAUUCCAAUGAAACCCAGGCUGUUCGAGAGGCUCGCGACCGGCUCAGUGCUGCCGAGUCUUCGCUCUCAACGUUGGAGAGUUCACUCGCAGAACACAAAGAGGAUCUCGGAAAGGAUUUUGGGAAAGAUUCCGUAUUUCUUGCGCUUAAAGGCAGUUGUAUUUCCAAGGACUCCGGAGAAUACAAUUAUGAGCUUUGCUGGAUGGAUAGGACGACACAAAAAUCCAAAAAGGGCCGGGGUGAUACCGUUAUGGGCAACUUUGAUAAAGUUUCCUCUGUGACUAUUGACGAAGCGACUGCCUCGGGGCGGAUUGUCCCCAAAGAGAAAGUUGCAUUGGAGUACAUCAACGGCCAGAAAUGCUGGAAUGGGCCUUCGAGAUCAACCAAGAUCAUCUUGGAAUGCGGAGAAAACGAUGAAAUCUUGAAAGUUGCCGAGGAUGAGAAGUGUGUGUAUUCUAUGUAUGUGACCACGCCGGCGGUCUGUGAAUCCAGCAAUGACAAAAAAGCGAGUGGCGGGAGGGAUGAACUGUGA
This is a messenger RNA of Uncinocarpus reesii 1704, 1686 nucleotides long. RefSeq names its product G19P1 protein. The record is from RefSeq and is a predicted model, not a curated record. Gene Ontology annotation, cellular component: glucosidase II complex. The coding region runs from base 1 to 1686 and encodes 561 amino acids. The transcript is spliced from 3 exons. Lineage: Eukaryota; Fungi; Ascomycota; Eurotiomycetes; Onygenales; Onygenaceae. Gene Ontology annotation, biological process: N-glycan processing.